Messenger RNA from Symbiodinium pilosum, 663 nucleotides. The record is from the annotation of a GenBank genome assembly. NCBI's taxonomy places the organism in Eukaryota, Dinophyceae, Suessiales, Symbiodiniaceae.
AUGGCGCAUGUAGCAGACGUCUUGACUUGCUACAGUGCAAGGCCCGAGUUGGAAGAGCUGUUCCAAAGACCUAGCGACAUUCUAGACUUCCACAAGGCUUCUGUCAUGAUGGCUGAAAAGGCGAUUUGGGAGCUGGCUUUGGGACACAUCUUGGCGCUGAUCUUUAUCCCCUGUGGUUUCGCAGGUACUUACUUACUCUACCAGGCCUUUAAGCCUCGCUACCAGUGGCUUCGCUGGCCUUUUACCUUUUUGCUCUUUGCUUUCGAUGUGGCAGGUGCCCUUAUGCACUGCUCGUUUACUUUUGUGGGCAUCCUGGCCAGUGCCCCUGCCCGGGGCUACACUGUGCCUGCGGGCCUCUCUGCAGACGUUAAGCCGUUCUUCGAGGUUAUUUGCCGCUUGGUGGGCGAGAUUGCUAUGCUUCCAGGCUGUAUCUUCAGCUUCGUCCUUAUAGCAGCUGGCGCGACUGAGCUACCACGCUGGACUGCGCUCCUGACACCAGGCCCACUACAGCUGCUGGUUGCCGCCGUUGCUCCAUACAUGCCGUUGAACAUCCGAAUGUACAUGCUGGUCACCAUUUACAAUCUCUCCAGUGGCAUAUGGCACCUGACAAUGGCCGCAACCUAUGCUUGGAGCCGGAAACAGAGCCUCCUCAAGGAGUCAUAG